UUGGCCGGGAACAUCAGUGCAAAAGCGACCAUCCAUUGAUGUAAGAGUUUCUUGCAUUCCUUGAAUAGAUCAUGUUUCUCUCUUGUCGAAUUCGCAAAGUCUGGGAACAAGAAAAUGUUGUGGUUCUUCCGAGAAAGCCUUCCUUUACUCCUCAUCUCACGUAACACAAGAUCUUUAUCGGAUUAUCUCAGAAAUUUGGCCAGAAUUGAUCGUGACCUGUCUCCCUCAGCAGAUCUCCAAGCCGGGACUCUGUGAGCUCACUCGAUUUCCAGCUCAUGGCCUGUUAUGUUGAGGAGACUCGAGAAGAGCUUGUCUAGGAAUUUCACCAUAUCUUGGCCUUCUUCGUUCUCAGGAAUUCCAACAAUUUGGACGUUGUUUCUCCGGCUACGAUUUUCUAUGUCUUCCAACUUUUCCAAAACACGCUUCAAGUCUAUCUUGAUCGCUAGCGGGUUAGCAGCUAAUUCCCUCUCCAAUGACUCCAGAUAAUCGAUCCAUUUUUCAGCAUCUGACACUCUUGUAACCAUCUCAGUGAAUGUCGUGUCCAUGGCAGUGAUCGAUCGAUGUAUUACAGCAAGAUCCUCCAAGUCAGCUAUGACCUUCGCCAGCAUUGCCGACAUGCUCGACAGUUGAUGCUGAAUCUCUCCUGCCACACUGUCCAAACCAAGUCCCUGGUCUGCGGCCCUGUCUGGGGUAUCAGCUUGAGCACGUAAGUGUCUCCAGAGCCUGAGCAUUUUGAAUUCUUGGACAUGUUAUCUUCAUAGAACAGUUAUGGAUCAGGGUGUAUAGAAUCUCACCGGUUUAUGACAUAAAAGGUAAUAAAAAAACUAGCAAAGUGCACAGAGCUUGCCGUUCACACAUCCAAGCCUCGCAUGGCGCCACGCGACUCUCUAUUUUUCUUUCUUUUGAAUGCCUUUGUUUUUAUUUUCUUUUUUUUUUCUUUUUUCAUUCUUUUGAAUGUCUUUUUUAUUUUCGUUUUCGUUUUUCUUUUUUGAAUGAUAAUGUAAAUUAAGCUUGCAACUGAAAAUCGGCUUGUGGGAUGCCAAAUUAAGAUGCCUUAAACGGCCUCUCUUUUAAUUGUAUUACAAGUUUGCUGUUUUCAUUUCUCUCCUUUUCUGUUUACGCAACUGCCUCUUAUAUGCGUUAGCCAGGUUAUUUUCUUAGCUAUUACCCAGCUAAGAUGUGUGUGUGUGUGUGUGUGUGUGUGUGUGUGUGUGUGUGUGUGUGUGUGUGUGUGUUUGGCUGCUCCAUUUGUCAUCUCUAGAGAGCAGGGCCCAGACAUACCCAGAAGCCCUUGCUUCACUCUGCCCACCAGGUUGCAGCGUGCAAAACAUUGAACAGCAGCAAAGGGGUGACAGAAUAAAUGACUACAUACAGUGAACGGCACUCUUAGCUCACAUUCCAGUUCACUAACCUUCAACUGGCAGCAGGAAAAUAGCCCAGAGAAAGACAAUCUGGAUCCCUGAACAUACACACACACACACACACCGAGCAUCAGGCUGGUGCUCACAGAUAGAGGGUGAAAGAGGACAGUCUCCUCUACUCUCUCUUUUCCUCUCUUCACCACUUCCUCUUCUAUUACUUCCUUUCAUUCUAAUUUAUUUUACAGAAACGUUUUCUUUGAUCAGAUGCCAUUGUGAAUGUGGUCUGGUGGUCACGUCCUUUGCAUAGGUUUAAAGUGCAUUCAUGUUGCAUCUAGAGAGAGCCUAAAGAUGGAGCCGAUGGCAGAUGUUGCCUUACUGCCCGGAGAAGAGAGAGUGAUCGACAAGGAGAUCAUCUACAUGUGUCCAUUUAAUGGUGCACUCAAAGGAAAGGUGUUCAUCAGCAACUACAGACUCUGCUUUAAGAGCACUGAAACAGAGACACCAGUUACUCUGAACAUGCCCUUAGGUGUCAUAAGUCGUGUAGAGAAGAUGGGAGGAGCCACCAGUCGAGGAGAGAACUCUUAUGGGCUUGACAUCACCUGCAAGGACAUGAGGAACCUGCGAUUUGCUCUGAAGCAAGAAGGCCACAGUCGAAGAGACAUCUUCGAGAUCCUUUUCAAAUAUGCUUUUCCACUUUCUCAUGGAAUGCAACUCUUUGCAUUUCUGAGUCAGGAAAAGUAUGAAGAGAAUGGCUGGAACAUUUAUGAGCCCAUGGAAGAGUACAGGAGGCAGGGUCUACCCAAUAGUGAGUGGAGGAUCACUUUCAUCAAUAAGAACUAUGAGCUGUGUGACACCUAUCCUACAAUUCUUGUUGUUCCAUACAAAGCCUUAGAUGAAGAUCUGAGAAAAGUCUCAACAUUCAGGUCUCGUUGCCGCAUCCCGGUGUUGUCAUGGUUUCAUAAAAAGAACCACGCUGUGAUCACACGGUGCAGCCAGCCUUUGGUGGGCAUGAGUGGCAAGCGCAACAAAGAUGACGAACGUUAUUUGGACGUGAUCCGCGAGGCCAAUGGUACCACCAAACUCACCAUCUAUGACGCCAGGCCCAACGUCAAUGCUGUGGCAAACAAGGCCACAGGUGGGGGUUACGAGGGCGACGAUGCAUAUCAGAAUGCUGAGCUGGUCUUUCUGGACAUCCAUAAUAUUCAUGUGAUGAGAGAGUCACUGAAGAAACUAAAGGACAUAGUCUACCCCAAUGUGGAAGAGUCUCAUUGGCUCUCCAGCCUGGAGUCCACCCACUGGCUAGAGCAUAUCAAGCUGGUGUUGUCAGGGGCCAUCCAGGUGGCUGAUAAGGUGUCGUCUGGAAACUCUGUGGUGGUGCACUGCAGUGAUGGCUGGGACCGCACAGCUCAGCUCACCUCUCUAUCCAUGCUGAUGCUGGACUCCUACUACAGAACUCUCAGGGGCUUCCAGGUGCUGCUGGAGAAGGAAUGGAUCAGCUUCGGACACAAGUUCGCCUCAAGAAUCGGCCAUGGAGACAAAAACCAUGCAGAUCAGGACAGAUCACCUAUCUUUUUGCAAUUUAUCGACUGCGUGUGGCAGAUGACUAAACAGUUCCCCACAGCGUUUGAGUUUAAUGAACGUCUCCUGGUGGUAAUCCUGGAUCACCUGUUCAGCUGCCGCUUUGGCACUUUCCUCUAUAACUGUGAGAGUGCCCGUGAGAGCAAUAAUGUUCGGACAAAGACAGUAUCUCUGUGGUCUUUGAUCAACAGCGACACAUCCUCAUAUAUAAACCCCUUCUACACACCAGAGUCCAGUCGUGUACUUUACCCUGUAGCCAGUAUGCGCCACCUAGAGCUUUGGGUGACUUAUUAUAUCCGAUGGAACCCUCGCAUACAACACCAGCAACAGAGUCCAGUGGAGCAGCGCUACAAGGAGCUACUGGCGUUAAGGGAUCAGUACCUGAAGAAGCUGGAGGAACUGCAGCUGUCAGACUCCACCCCAUCCUCCACCCACUUGACCAACAGCUCCACCCCCAAUGCUGCCACACCUAAUCAGCACAUCACACACUUACAAACACCAUUUUGAUCCCACUUGCAAACUGUUACAGACAUUGUACAUUUGUACAUAGCAAUAGUGAUAAUUAUGGUAACAUGAUUAGUAGUGAUGUCUGACGAGUAACAAACCAAUUAUGCAAUAAAACCACAGUAUUGCCUUCAUCGCAUCAAGUUAAACCUAUACGAAAAGAGAAGCCUUAAAGUGACAGUGCUGUUUUUUCGUGCUGUGUACCAUGGACAAAAGGGAUUUGAAAUUGUGGAAACGUAUCCAAGAAACCACUUGGAUAAUGUUCGGAAUGGUCGUGUGUUGAUCGAAAGCGAUCGAGUUGGAUGGACGUAUGUGAUUUGUGUGAUCCAUUAUGCAUGUUAUUAGGGAUGCUGGAUCUAGUGUCUAGAUCUGAAUGGAGAAGUGUUGAAACAUUUCUGAAUGUUGAGCACUGGAAUUAUUAAGUCUAUAAGGUAUUCAGAGAGAGAGAGAGUGCUGGUCUUGUUUGUGGAGAGCUAUGAACUUUAGUCUGCAUAUUGUCCAGUCAAUCCAGUGUCAAGCAGGGUCCUCAACCUUUGGAAGAGCAAUUGUUUCAUUUGUCAAUAUAUUGGUUUAACUGCAUGAAAAACUCAAAUGACUGACCUCAAAAGGUAAAAGGAAGCUGUUAUGUCAUGUAAAUUUCUUAAUGUUUCCUCCUAUAAAUGUAAUUCGCUGCUCAUUUGAGUGGACAGUAGGGUAGGAAAAUGGUCUGAAACAUUCAUUUACAUUAGCUUAUUGAACAGAACCAGGGUUUUUUUUAAGCGAGUGACAAAGAGACCAUUUCAGUGCCUUUUCUCAUAUCUGAGGUUUUCAGGUGCAUAUUUUGUAGAGAAAAAAUGUUUUUCAUUACAGCAGUGUUAGUGGUAGUACAGACUGAUUACAAUUCACUGUGUGUGUAAAUGACAGGUUGAUUCUUCUCCUUGUGAGGUUUGGAGAUUGAAUGCUUGUACUCCAAUCCCCACAUACUAGCGACUUUAGGUUACCCCUUGGAGCGACAUGCUGUUGCCACAGGAAGCUACUAUUUGGUCUCUGAUGGGACUGACUGUAUUGCUCUCCAAGAGACAUACUAUCAAAGUACUCCAUGGUCCUUUUAGGUAAGACAGAGUGGUUGGGAUAUUAAGUUGUGUGUUUGAGCUGUCCCACAAUCAGAGAUUUGACUGACAGGGGCAAUAGAGGAUCUGAGACAAUUGUGGGGGGCCACUGCAAGUCAUUGCUUAUGCUGCCUCAGAAAACUGAACGUCUGAAGACUUUGACCUCAAUGAGGAUAUGAAGUUUAAACCACAGUGUGUGAAGAAGACAACGUUCAAUAAACAAACCAACCAUUUGAGGUUGGUUGUUUUUAGAUUGGGGGUUGGGGUGGUGGGGACAAAAAUAUUUUUUUUAUUUUGAGUACCGGAACGAUGUAAUUACCUCAAACAAAAACCUAUUUUACUGUUGAAAGUUCUAUUGUUGUAAAAUAUAAUUAUUUUAUUCAGUGUAAAAUUUGACAGUUUUAUAAAAAAGAAAUUAGAAAUGUUUUGGUUGGUUUUGGUAAUUGUAGGUAAUUUGUUUGACAUCCUCUUUUUAUAUAUAUAUAUAUAUAUAUAUAUAUAUAUAUAUAUAUAUAUAUAUAUUUUUUAUUUUUUUUUUUAUUUUUUUUUUUUUAAUGGGCAUUUAGGUUUACUUUGUAACUUUUUUUUUUUUUUUUAAGAUCUGAAAAUGAUCUGAUUCUGUAAGAAAUUAUUUUGUUCUUAAUCCCUUUACUCAGUGCAUGAGAUUGAGUGAGGGAAAGCUGCACUUUGGGUUUUGUUUUCCUGACAUUAACUUCAGUUAGACAUAAUAGUUUAAAGGGAUCUAUUUGUGUUUUGUAUUCCCACAUGUAUGCUCUAUUUGUUGGCCAGCUAUUUUUCUGUACAUAAUGCUGAUUAAAUUAAUUUAAAGAGUUCACAUAAAAAAGACUGCAUGCUUAUUAUUGUCUUCCCAAGCAUUCUGAUUUUGUAGUAUUGUUUGUGGAUAAUUUGUGUUGAGCAGGUUGGUGUGUUUAAGCAUAUAUACUAUUUCAGUAUUUGCAGACCUUAAAGUAGCUUAUAAAUAACCACACUUUCAUGUUUUGUUUUUUUUUAAUCCAAAGUUCUAACAUUAAAAAUGUUGCAAGCAUGAAUGCAACCUCUAAUCAAAA
Molecule: messenger RNA, 5598 nt
Organism: Myxocyprinus asiaticus (Chinese sucker)
Lineage: Eukaryota; Metazoa; Chordata; Actinopteri; Cypriniformes; Catostomidae
Gene: mtm1
Product: myotubularin 1
Exons: 14
Coding region: 1638-3446 (602 amino acids)
Biological process (GO): negative regulation of autophagosome assembly; dephosphorylation; mitochondrion distribution
Cellular component (GO): plasma membrane
Molecular function (GO): phosphatidylinositol-3,5-bisphosphate 3-phosphatase activity
Source: RefSeq, a predicted model, not a curated record